GGUUGCUAGUUCACUUUCCCUGUAACUGUCGCUCUACGCUUGUUGUUUUCCAGUUCAGCGCAAUGCUCUGAGCAGCCGGCGUGUUCCAGAGAAGUGCUUUUAAGCAAGGGAUGAAUGCUACUUGUUACAGUUGAAAGGUAUCACAUGUGUUGUUGACGGCUUGCAUCCGAGUAAAACAAUGCUUCCAAAUAGAAUACAAAACAAAAUGGCUCUGUACACGACGAUGGUUGUUUUUAUUGUUCUUUACUGGUCCUCUCUCGUUUCUGGUCACGGACGUCUCCUAGAACCGCCUUCGAGGUCCAGUAUGUGGCGUUUCGGUUUCGAAACAAAGCCAAAUUACAAUGACAACGAAUUAUUUUGUGGCGGAUAUACAGUUCAGUGGCAAAGAAAUGGUGGCAAGUGCGGCAUAUGUGGAGAUGCUUGGGAUGCUCCAAAGCCCCGACCUAAUGAAGCUGGCGGAAUUUAUGGCAAAGGAAUCAUUGUCGGGAAUUAUAAACCUGGACAGGAAGUUAAAUCUAUUGUGGAGCUGACAGCAAAUCACAAAGGUUUCUUUGAAUUUAAAUUGUGUCCUCACAAUGAUCCUAAGACUGUGGCCACUCAGGAUUGUCUUGAUCAAUAUCUACUUGAACUUGCUGAUGGUUCAGGAAUCAAAUACUAUCCUUCUACGAGGACGGGCAAAUUUGUGGUGAAUUUAAGAUUGCCUCAGCAUCUCACAUGCUCGCAGUGUGUCUUUCAAUGGACUUAUACAGCAGCAAAUAACUGGGGACGUUGCGACAAUGGAACAUCGAAAGUUGGAUGUGGACCUCAAGAGACUUUCAGAGGUUGUGCUGAUGUUGCCAUUGGUGAUUUUGAGUAACGACAUUUUUACUUACAUUGAGAAAUCUCCAGUCAAAAAGACCAUUUCUGCUAUUCCUCCUAGAAGACAGACAACUCUCCGACCAAGGUACAGGCCAAGACCUCACUGAGAUUGCAGUUAAUUGACUGAAUUAAAUAUAAUUGGCAUCUGUUUUUAGCUGAUGAGAAAAUGGCCAUCGAUACUUUUGGGACUUUUUAAUAUCAGAACUGUUGAAUUCCGAAUUUUUUUGCACAAAUUGUGUUAUUCAUUGUCUAAUCCGUUUUUUUUAUCAUCGCUGGUUGAUGAAUUUUUGUUCGUAAUUCAAUGUUCUAGUUUACCUAUGUGGUUGUAGUUGAUUUUACUGUUUCUACAUUUUCAAUUAAUGUUAUUUAUUAUAUCAAAGCUGUGUCAGUAUUUCGUUUUGUGGAUAUUUGUAUGUUUUAUACAUGA
Molecule: messenger RNA, 1285 nt
Organism: Argiope bruennichi
Lineage: Eukaryota; Metazoa; Arthropoda; Arachnida; Araneae; Araneidae
Exons: 5
Coding region: 179-856 (225 amino acids)
Source: RefSeq, a predicted model, not a curated record